Molecule: messenger RNA, 3698 nt
Organism: Hypoxylon fragiforme
Lineage: Eukaryota; Fungi; Ascomycota; Sordariomycetes; Xylariales; Hypoxylaceae
Exons: 2
Coding region: 1-3528 (1175 amino acids)
Source: RefSeq, a predicted model, not a curated record
AUGGCUGUUAUAACUCAAUAUCACGGGAGCUUGGUUGCCUUCGAAGGGCCCCAAGAUACCAUCUCAACCCAACUUCGGCUGCUGCCAAACUCGCCAAACAUCUUAAUUGUGCCGCCACUGCGAUACUUCCUAAAAGAAGAGGACCUGGAGGCACCGUUCGAUGCUCGAGCACAUAUCCUAGCAGUACACAAGGCGUGCCAUGAUAGAGUCGAAGCAGCGCGGGCGUUCUUACAGGACUCCACCCCGAGUGAUAAACGGCUGGUUUUCAUGAACGGGGGAACUGUGAGCGCCCAGUUGGAUUGCAUCACCGACAUCAGCCAUAAUCUUACAGAUGGAGAUUUUGCCAAGGCCGAACGUAUGUUCCAUGGUCUUGUUCGAAAUGGAGUCCAGGGACUACACAGCCGACGCAAGAAGGUUAUGAGCCCCAAGGCGUUGCACGUAGUGGAUGACACUCAAGAGACGACAGAAAAGAAUGAAACUCCCAGCGACCCAGCGUCCAAGGCUAUGAGAGCAGCUGAUGCUCUCGAUCUUCAAACUGCCUCUCUACAGCCUAACAAUGAAGUUGAUCUUACGACCAAGACCAGGUCUCGAAGCACCAGCGUACCCCCUUAUCGAGUGGUGGACGACUUUCAAAAUGCCACUCCUUUCUAUGUUUUUGGGGCUUGUAAAUGGGAAAAGAUCCAUCCCGACGGUCCAAACUCUCCUCAAAUCCCCCACCGCAGCCAUACUAUUCAAGAAACACGAAAAGCGUCCCGGCGCGGGCAGAAUGUAAAGGAGCCUCGAAGAUUCGAGCUCGUCAGCAAAUCAAAACGCCAAUCGUUAUCGCCUAUGAAUAUAGACUUGACAAGCCCUCGCUCCUUGGGCGCUGACUCGACUGUCACCACGCCAGCAAUAUGCGAGGCCUUUGUUGUUGAUCUUCGACCUUCGGCCUCGACUGCUUCACAUAGGAAACCAAAGUCUGUCGACCGAACCUACUCCAACCCCGUCCGUAAACAGGAUAUCCUAUUACGAAGUUUUCCGCGACCACCCCGUUCGAGGCCGCAAAGCCUCGAAAACAGCUCAGUGAAUCAACAAGAGAAAUUGCUACUCCGGUCGAAAUAUGCCACUGAAAUCCCUAGGCCGACGUUUAGCACGCCCAACCGGUCUAUGGUUAGACGCAGUCCACCGUCGCCUCUCAAGUUGCAAAAGAUACUGCAGCGGCCGGUGACUUAUGUCGACCGUGCUACCAGCCCCAUCAUCAACCGCUAUGUUGAUCAUGGUACUAGUACCGAGCCUGAACCCACUACCUAUGAGUCUAGUGAGACUGAGACGGAGGACUUGAAGUCCCCCAAGCUCGAGGACAGCUUUGGAUACGGUUACUUUGACUUGCAAGAGGCAGUCUUGCCCCUGCUUGAGGACUUGGUCAUAUUCUUCAAGACGGAGAACCCAGAUACACGGUUGGAAGAAACCAUUCAAGCAUUCAAGGAGGGUGUAUACCCAAUCUCUAUAUCACGAUCAAUUGUAAAAGAUGAGGAAGAACGUGAUAGAACCGGCACUUUUCCUCCGGAACUGCCACGGACGGCAUCGCCCAAGUGCGAGACCCCAAUAAGCGAUGUACGAUGCGCAGAAGUGAUGGCUGGCUACCACACGAACUCCGACGAGUACGACCCCUUCGCAUAUGGAACCUACCCUCGCCCAUCAUGCCCCUGGUCAUCAACGCUGGAUCCGAGCCACCACAAGCCAUGCACACCUCCGACACCCGCCCAAACGCCCCCUUUACCCGCCAAGAGCCUGGAGAAGCGUUUCCACGAGUUCACUACGACAAGCUGCCGGACGGCCGUGUGCAUGCAGAACUCCCUGCGGUCCAUCCUGAACAUCUACUUCCCGCCCGAGGAUACAGGCUAUCACCAGUUCAACUUCCCUCUGCUCCCCGAACUGGGCAGUCUCUGGAAGCCCGUGUUCCGCGAUACGGAUACCGGGGCGGUGACCAAGCGAAAGAGAAAGAUCGAUCUUAUUCUCGCUAUUGGAGCGCAGCAAGGCGUUGACAAGGACUUUCUGGCCGCGAUCACCGGGUCGCUGGAAAAGCUCGGGACGAAGCCGAACGGUAUGACUCGGAGUGGAAGAUUAGACUUGAGGUUCCUCAUCGCCAACGCCAUGCAAGCCUUCACCUCACAGCCCUUAGCGAACCAAACCCAAGACAACCCCUUUUCCAACCCGCUGCUCCUAGCCACAUUGAUCAUACCGCACCUGGAAACCUACAUGGCAGCGCAUACCGCAACCCGCUUUCUCCUCCUCGAGUACCCCCCCGAGCAUCUAACCACCGUCCUGGCGAUGCAGUGGCUAAUAGGGGUCGACCUCGUGAGAAUCGCCGGGAUCCUCGACUCGGACCCCAACGAGCCAAACGCCUCUCCAGCAACGGCGCCCAAGACCCCUUCCCGCUCCAACACGCACGUGCGCGUCCAUUCCUCCUCCUCCUCCCCCAGUCCCAGUCCCAGGGCGGGUGCGGGUGCGGGUGCGGGCGCCACCCUCGUCACGCCAUCCGGAGUGAAGCACACGGCGAAGCCCUGCUCGUUCGACAAGGCCAACUACCUUCUCACGUCCAGCGCCAACGAGUCCGCCAUCGCGACGCUGAUCUCCGCGAUCUGGAAGAUCCUCAUCAACGUCUCGACCUUCUACAUACCGGAGGGGAUGUGCCCCCGGUCUUCCUUGCAGAUCGACCCGGAGUUCCGGCACAACGGCAGCAGCGGCAGCAGCAGCCAACGAGGCGGUGGUAGAGCGCGCGACAGGCCGCUGGCGCAGACGCCGCUCAUCAACCCCGCGCAGCAGUACGCUCCGCUCGCUAAUGCGGCGGCUAUCAUGGAGUUUGAGGAGGAGGACAAGAAGAAGAAGCGGGAGAGCAAAAAGGAAACCCUGACCAACCCCCUAUCGCCGCCUCCUCCUCCUCCUCCACCAACAAAGCAUACCUCAACCCGACCCCCACACCACAAACCCGACACCAAGCCCCUGCCCCCCAUCCGCCACAAAUACCGCGGCGUCGAAGCCACUACCGGGCCCAAGCCGUCCCCCUGCUCCUCGUCGCCGUCGCCUAGGGGAGGGUCGUCCACCAUAUCCGAGACCAUCAAGAGCAGCCGCACGGCGCAGACGAUGCGGAGCCAGCGCGACAAGCUGCGGCACAUCAUGAUGCUCGGGAACGCCGGGGAUCCCACCACCACCAACACCAGCACCACCACCAGCACCAAAACGACUACCACUGCGACAACUCCUGCCAACGCUGCCGCUAUUAUCCUUGCGCCGGAUAAGACGUCUGGUGGUGCGUGGGGUAACGGUAAUGGCAACAGCAACCGCAACCGCAACCGCAACCACCAUGACUGUGACAACAAUUGCAACGACAAUAACGGCUACAACAAUGAUGACAACGACGAAGAUGACGACGACGACGACGUGUUCUCCGCCGACGAAAGGAGAUACAUGCCUCUUUUCGGCCGGCAGCACGGGCCUAGGAAGGGGAGCAGCCAAAAGGCGCUCAAGUGGUUGGGUCUAGCGACUUAAGGGGACGAAAAGGGGAGAAGGGGGGGGCUGGGCUUUGGAUUUAGGCCGUUCGUUCUUUUGCCAUUUACGUAUACCUAUCUAAGUUAUGUUGUUAUUCACAUAUAGUGUAUUUUCUUCUUCACUUCAUCUGUUCUUCUUGUAUCACCAACUCUGCGAGUUAUUUUGUAUCC